Xiphophorus couchianus (Monterrey platyfish) is the source of this 11438-nucleotide messenger RNA. It is a transcript of the gene kcna2b, whose product is annotated as potassium voltage-gated channel, shaker-related subfamily, member 2b. The transcript has 2 exons. The record is from RefSeq and is a predicted model, not a curated record. NCBI's taxonomy places the organism in Eukaryota, Metazoa, Chordata, Actinopteri, Cyprinodontiformes, Poeciliidae. Gene Ontology annotation, cellular component: axon terminus; voltage-gated potassium channel complex; juxtaparanode region of axon. Gene Ontology annotation, molecular function: protein binding; delayed rectifier potassium channel activity. Bases 3481 to 4983 code for a protein of 500 amino acids. Gene Ontology annotation, biological process: action potential; potassium ion transmembrane transport; protein homooligomerization.
GUGUAAAUUGAAGGUUUUGCAGUUCGUAAGUGAAUGAUCACGUGCUGCAGAAACAGCAAAGGUCAUCCAGGACGAAGCUCCUCCCCUGCAGUCUGCUGUCACAACCUUAUUUCUUCAUUUUGUCUCUUCCCCACUGCCAUCCUCCACUCAUUUACCACUGCCUUUCUGACUGCAUGAAAAAAGGUGAGGAUUUUCCCAGGGACCAUCAAAGAUGACAGGCCUUUCUACUCCUUUUGGUUAGCAAUAGCUUUUAGCUCCAAACUCUGAGCUGGAUGCCAUUGUUGUCCAGUGUCCAGUGUGUUAUUGUUGAAUCAGAAAAUGCUGGCCCGAACUGACGCAAGCGAGGUCUACAGUUCUUUAGAUGUUGUUCAGGGUUCUUUUGUGUCCUCCCAGAUGAGUCAUCAGUGUGGCUCUUGGUGUUAUUAUGGUAGGCUGACCACUCCUAAGAAGCAUCACCACUGUUAAUGUUUUCUCCAUUUGUAGAUAAUAGCCCUGACUUUGGUUGCAUGGAGUCCCAAAGCCAUAGAAAUGGCUUUGUAACCCCUUCCAGACUGGUUGAUACAAAUGGUUGGCUUUCUUAACUGUGCUUGAACUUCAUUAAUUCAUUUAAUUAAUUAUUUGUUGCUUUUAUUUAGCAUUUUUAGCCUAUUACUUGUUGUCAGACAGAUUGCAUUUAAGAUAUUAAUUGAUUCUAGGGGUCUGGAAUAAUAAGGACUGGGACUGACCUAUGAAACGGAACCACAGUGUGUCGAAAUAAUUAAAAUAAAAUACAUCUGUAAUGGAACAAAUUCUUGUUCUUGGUAGAUAGCAGUGCAGAAACUGGUCACCAGCUCUGAGCAGAGAAACCUGCAGUUGUUUGAUUUGUCAAAUGUCUUAAUGUUUAUUAUUUCUGCACAUUUAUCACAAAGAGAUUGGAAAUAAAAGUGGAAUCUGGGUGGUAUAGAUCAGGAGAAGGUACUGUCUAAGCCUGAAGACCUCUGGGUUUCCCGCCUGCCCUACUUUUACAACUAUAGGUAAGAAAAACAAGUGAAAACAGAAGCAAAACUUCACAUGCUAAUUCCUGUGAUUAAUAAUUUAAAGAGCAGGUAAUUGCCUUUGUGAGAACAUUAAUAACAUGGCAGCAUUUUUUUAUUUAGUUUUGUGUGUUUUGAAUGAAGAUGAGAAGAUAAAAAAGUUAAUUGUAUAAAUGAUAAUAAAGCCCUUUGCGUUAAACAUCUACCUUAAGUGGCUCACAUAUUACUAUCCAGCUGGUGUCUAAAAGUUUUAAGCAAAGGCUUGCAAAAGUAUUCAUACCCCAUUUGUCACAUUGUAACCACAAAACUGCAUGUAACUUGUUCCAGCACUGUUCAGUCCAUGACCUCAAAACAGAAAGAGAGUGGCACAACUUCAGACUUACCAAAAUAUUGCAGCCAGAUAUGCUCAAUUCAAUCAUAUUGGACUUAAGUCCUUAUGUAGAAAAGAUUGGGCAGAGUUUUUUUUUUUUUCAUUAGCUUUAUUUUUCUUAUUUUUCCCUCUUCAUUAAUGAACCUGCCCCAUCUGAAAAAAAAAAAAAAACAGAAUGCACAAUUAAGUAACAGCAACCAGUUCUAAUGUAUGCAACAACAAUAAAAAAAGUGCAAUCUGCAGAAGUCAUUGGCAUUUAAUAAGUUCUCCAUCUGCCCCAUUUUUGAUUUGUGGGUUAAAACAUUCAUGAAAUAAUUUGCAGCAGCAGUAAUUGUGGAAAAUACAAUAUAAAUCUGAGGGACUGAAUAAAGAUACACGCCACACUUUUCAAAUAAUUACAUUUAAAAAAAAAAAAAAAGUAACAACUAUCCAUUUAAAAGCAGUUCACAAGGUAUGGAUACCUACGAAAAGAAAUAUAACACAAGCUCUUGUUGUUUUUUCUGUGAUAACACCAAAAAUAAAAGGUUGAAUUCCUUCAAAUCAGGUUAUUAUGUUGCAUCUGUUAAAGCGAUCGAUUUGCAACAUUUGGGAAACACUUGUGUUUUAUUCACUCUGUAGAAGCGCGUGUUUCCCCCACACUGUGAUGGUCGACGCUUCCUCUUUAAUGUGAACCACUAAGGACGGGAGAGUCGGGGAAGACGGAGCGCAGAGGGAUAGGGCGAGGCGCACAAGAAGCUUUUAGUAUGCGCUGCAAUGCCCAACUGCAGCCCACUCAUCUCAACUAUGGUGAAUUACGGUGAAAUAUGAGAAACUAGAAGACGAGCCGGCGGUUCAAAAACAGAUAGUCGUGAUGACAAAAACAUAGCCGCUGUCGCUGUUAGUCAAACCAAUGCUGAGACGGACAGAUGCCAAGGAGCAGAAGAACGACCUGAAGGCAACUCAAAAGAAGAAACAAACUGGAUAAAAAUCCAUGCGUCUGCGCAACAAGAGAAUCCCGGUGAAUUCCUGCAUGCCAUUAGCCUCUGAAGCAAUCCUAUAGUACGAAGAUAAUGCUAUGCUGCUUUGUUUAGUGCAUGAAGACUGUUGUGGCUGUCCUUCCAAACAGGAUGGCUGCAAAUGGCUUGAGCAUGUCUGGCACCUGUCGUUCCAAACUAACCCGACUUUACCGAACAAGAUGCCGUUAAAUGUAUGAUAAUCCCAGUGCAUGAACCUGGCUGGCUGCUUUAUUUUAAAAGUCAUGGAGAAACCUUAAGUCCAUAUUAGCGAUUAAAUACGUAAUCGGAGGAUUGCGUGUCCAUGGAAUGGGUUGUGAACAUAAGCAUCCGCUUGUUAUGCGCAUCACUUGUUAUUUUUCAUGGAUAUUUCCCAUUAGAAAAAAAAAAAAAGAUGGUGAAAUGUACAUGGGGUUGGCUUUUAAAAACCACAAUUCAAGACUAAAAGAGAUGCAAAGCCCCUCGGGGCGAAACAUGUCUGAGAAUCAAACAGGUGAUUGCGCCUUACAUAUUUGCUGAAGCAUUGGGUGUCUGAAUAAAAAUGCUGCCAGCAGCGUUUCCCGCUCAGCCUCCCUUCCUCACUGCCUCUGCUGAUAAGAGGUUGCAGAGGAUCACCUUGGCUGUUGCCGCCUGUCGCGUCCGCAUGUUAUUCUGAAGAAAACAGAGGUCCGCUUUUGCUGAUGACAGCAUUUUCAAAUGAUCUUAAGAUAAAUCGCCUUUCCCAGCGUAACCUAGCCAAGCAGCUUCAGUCUGUAGUACUUUUUGCCCAGCAUGUUUCUGUUAGGACGCAGAGGGGAGGGGGGUUGAUCCAGCAUCCUCACACCUUCUCCCCCCUCCUGUAGUCCCGCUGCCGCCUUGAAGCAGAGGCGGAGUCAUCUGGGGACUGAUAACCCUUCAAAAACGAGCUCAUCUGUCAGAGGGGAUUUACUUUGGACCAAACUCAUCACCUGAGCCAUUGUCAUCAAGCUUUUCUCCCCUUUCUGUCCUUUUAGCUUUUUGCAGGCAGAGGUGCCUGUGCCCCAUCCCACAAGUGCAAAGAACUUUCUCAUCCAGCCCACUGUGGCCCCAUCCUGUCUGAAAGCUGCAGGCCCCAUCUUCCUCCACCAUGACGGUUGCCACCAGCGACCCUGCAGAUGAAGCAGCGACGCAUUCAGGUCAGCCUCAUGACCAGUAUGACCCAGAGCCAGACCAUGAGUGUUGCGAGAGAGUUGUCAUCAACAUUUCAGGCUUGCGCUUUGAGACUCAGCUGAAGACCCUGUCUCAGUUUCCAGAUACGCUGCUGGGUGAUCCCAAGAAAAGGAUGAGAUAUUUUGAUCCCCUCCGGAAUGAGUACUUCUUUGACCGUAAUCGACCAAGUUUUGAUGCUAUCCUGUAUUACUACCAAUCUGGUGGGAGGCUUCGCCGGCCUGUCAAUGUGACUCUGGACAUAUUUUCUGAGGAAAUCCGAUUUUAUGAGUUGGGUGAGGAGGCUAUGGAAAUUUUCAGAGAAGAUGAAGGUUUUAUAAAGGAAGAGGAGAGACCACUGCCAGAAAAUGAGUUUCAGAGACAAGUGUGGCUUCUGUUUGAAUACCCAGAGAGCUCGGGUCCAGCUCGAAUCAUUGCCAUCAUUUCCGUCAUGGUGAUUCUUAUAUCGAUUGUAAGCUUCUGCCUGGAAACACUGCCACUUUUCCGAAAUGAAGAUGAGGAGAUGUACAAUUACCAACUGCAUUCCAUGUCCAACUCCACCUCUACGUAUGACCCCUCAACAUAUUUUACAGAUCCUUUCUUCAUUGUGGAGACCCUCUGCAUCAUCUGGUUUUCUUUUGAGUUCCUCGUUCGAUUUUUUGCCUGUCCAAGCAAAGCUGGAUUUUUUGGUAACAUUAUGAACAUCAUAGAUAUUGUGGCAAUCAUUCCAUACUUCAUCACCCUGGGCACAGAGCUUGCGGAAAGGCCAGAGGAUAGCCAGGCUGGCCAGCAGGCCAUGUCCUUGGCCAUACUCCGUGUCAUUCGUCUAGUAAGGGUGUUUCGCAUCUUCAAACUCUCACGUCACUCUAAGGGUCUCCAGAUCUUAGGACAGACACUGAAGGCCAGUAUGCGUGAGCUGGGCCUCCUAAUCUUUUUCCUGUUUAUUGGUGUAAUUCUCUUCUCUAGCGCUGUCUACUUUGCAGAAGCAGAUGAGCCACAUUCACAGUUUAGCAGCAUCCCUGAAGCAUUUUGGUGGGCAGUGGUUUCCAUGACCACUGUAGGCUACGGAGACAUGGUACCGACCACUAUUGGAGGAAAAAUUGUGGGCUCUCUCUGUGCAAUUGCUGGUGUGCUGACUAUUGCCUUGCCCGUGCCUGUCAUUGUAUCAAAUUUUAACUAUUUCUACCACAGAGAGACAGAGGGUGAAGAACAAGCACAGUAUCUGAAUAUCCCAAGUGUGCCUAAAGGCAGUUCUGCUGAUGAUCUGAAGAAGAGUGGUCGAAGUGGGAGUGGAUCCACCCUCAGUAAGUCUGACUAUGUUGAGAUCCAGGAGCCUGUUAACCACAAUACUGAGAACUUCCGACCAGAGGGCAAAAAAACAGGAAACUGCACUCUGGUCAAUACUAAUUUCGUAAAUAUCACUAAAAUGCGUACAGAUGUAUAAUGUGACUUGCAAUGGAAGGUCAAACAUUGUUAGUAUUGCAGGAAGGUGAAUUCAUGUCUCCCUCUGCUCAUGAAUUAUAGUACCAAGGAUAAGAAAGCAGAACAAGAUGAGAGCAAGAUGAACUCACACAAAGGGUAGAUGGAGAAGACCUCAAGUUCUCCUAUCACGCAGAAUAAACAGUGCACUUUGCAGAACUGCCAGUCAUCUUGUUUAGGACAUUUUCAUGUCUGCAUGGAGUUAGUCUUAUACAGUAGAAAUAGUUUGUAACAGUGGUUGUCCUGCUUGCAUCAGUAGCCAACUAGUAGCCUAAUAAAUAAUAAUUCAUUAUUGCAACAUAAAGGGACCAGUAGUAUGUAUUAUAUUACUUAAACUGCUCCAGACAAAAAUGGACAGUCAAGAUCAUUUUAGUGUUCGCAUUUUUUAUGAAUUUGUAACCUAGCUUGUAAUGACAAAAGGUCUGGUGUGAGAAUUCAUGGGCAAUUUUAACCUGCUACUCAAACUACCGAGGCCCCGUUUAAAAGAAAAACAGAAUCACACUAUUCUGUUGGGGGAAAUACUCAUCGGAGCAACAGAGAGAGUCUGAGACAGUCAUAAUGGUGUUUCAGUACAAGCAGAGACUUGCAUUUAGCAUUCAUCCCUUUGCUCUGUUUCUUUUAGUAUAAACUAGAGGUCAAUGUGGGGACAAGCAAUUAUCUCUACUAAUAACCCAAACUAUUGGGCUAAUCAGUUCAGACAACUAGAAGAGUUGUCUGAACUGAAUGAUGAGAAUGUUUACUUUGUAUAUUUUUGAUAUUUUUGUAGUAUAUUUUUAUUGUGUUAAAUACAUGUCUCAUUUAUGUUUUCAAUGCUCAAGGAUAUAGGGAAUAUUUUCACUGUAUUGCUCAGAGUCAGUGCCUGUUUCUCUUUGACUGUAAGGGAGAGCGGGGCACAACCUAACACUUUUUUUGCAACCAUGUACAACCAUUGGACAUAGAUUUCCUUAUUCUAAUUUUUAAUCUUAAUUUCAACCAUUUUAAUUGGUAUGCUGCAAAUGAAACUCAAUGUCUGUUCUAGUAACCUACAGGGUUUCUAAAUCAUCACUGAAAGUAGCAGCAGAGACAUUUUACAUCCUGCCCCACAGGUGCUGUAAAUUGUUUAGCAAAUCUCUAUGAAUUUAAGUGGUAGCUGUCUGAAAAUGUGCACUGUAUUUUCUUUUGACAAAAUCUCAAAAUGUCUGGAUGUACACACUACUUAACUCUAAGAAACUCUGUAAAAUGUCUGUGCUUGAAAUAACCUCCGUGUUAGGACAUGCCCCACACUCCACAACCUAUAAAUGUCUGUGAAGUUAGAUUUUAACACCACUGCCCAACAUAAAUCUUUGCUGUUCUGGACUUCAAAUCAUUCCAUGUUAUGAAGAGAUUAAGGAGAAGCUUUAUUAUGCCAUGUACUUUAUCUUGAAGCUGAUGUCAGGUGCAUUUUAUAUAUAUUGCAGAAAACCGACCUUAUGUAUGAUUUUGAUUAUUUAUGCUUUAUGCUGCAUUGUCCAUUGUUUUUAGAACCACAUUCAACCAAAGAAGGAGCUCAACUAAAGUUACUCUGAGUGUUAUAAGGUCUGUCAUUUACCUGGAGUGUUACAUAUUUUUUGUGGUUGUUAUUCAGGUAUGAAAUAAUUGUUAGCAUUUUAAAAUCUAUGUAGAAACGUGCUGACAACAUUAAGCGGUACUGUAGCUGCAGUAGAAACAUUAAUACUAAUUUAUUGACUUAAUGUAAUGCUUUACUUCUUCAUGCCUGCUUUCCCCUGUCAUUUUCUCCCAACCAAUAAAUCCAAAUUAGUAAACUACGUCCUUCUGGAGUAAAUCAAAUUAAGGCACCUAUUUUCCUGUACUGUAGAUGCAGGCUGCCAUGUUCCCUCUUGUAUCUUAGGCUGAAAAAACAUGCACUUAUUACCCAUAACAUAAUCACUGACAGAAGAAGUAGAUAACACUGGACUCUGUUAUUGUGUAUCUUGUUUGUGGGAAGGAAAUACUAGGUAGCAAGAGUGCAUUUUCCCCUCAAAGAUAAUGUGUUAGAAGAAAAUGGGUUGUCAUGGUUGGAAGCAAAUUUGACGAGAGCUAACUUGUGAUCAUCUUCAAAACUGCUUCUUUUGAGGGGCAUGCCAGCCUGUGGUGGUUAGUAUCUAACAAUGAGGAUUUAAGGAAGGGGCAAUGGUUUGACUAAUCCAUGUGUUUAGCGAUAAGUGUGCCGUGUGGCCUAAUGCAACAGAUGAGCAACUGUAGCUCAAAUUGAAGAAUAAGUUAAUACUGGUGCAUGUACAUUGUUCACAUGGAAAAUAAGUGGAAUCAAGAUUCACUGUGAGAACUAGCAAGCCGGCGGAGUCAAUGUGAUGCUCGCUCAAUGUUAUGCUGGGAACCCUCGUGCUGUUUGCAUAUAGUGGGAAACACAAACAGAGUGUCCAGCAAACUAAAGAAAGAACAUCAGGAGCAUGGAGGAUAGCUUGCUGUCCUGUAUGAUAUGCAUAGUGGCCUGCCUCUUAUGCUUAAGAAAUAAAUCUGCACCCAGACUGAAUAAAUUUUGUGUUGCUCCAUUGUUUGUUCUCUUAUGAAAAAGGUGCUGGGAUUAGAUUUACAUUUUUGGUGCUUGUCAAUCAAUGAGUUUGUUUCUUAAAUCUUUAUGGGUUUUUUUUUUCUCCUUCCUGGUCAACAAACAUUUUGGCAAUACCUUCUUAAAUACAUAGCUGCUUCAGCUGCAUGAUGGUCUGGUCUUCUUUCACAAGUACAGAGUGAAAGUUUACCAGAAAGAAUCAAAGCGCCCUGGUCUAUACAUUUGUGUAAGCACCUUAGAAGGAGAUACAGCUAACACUGCUAAUACACAACACACCUUUAGGGAUCUGGUGGAAAAGUCAGGGCUGUUUCAACAGCAAAACAGAAAACACUUUAUGUUAUACCUGAUUGUUGUGUGUAUCUCAGUUGUUUAGUAUCCUGUUAGCUCAGCUGUUGUAUCAAUCUAUUAUGCAUAAAUGCAGUAAUGUAGAACAGGCAGGGUUGCCAUUUACUGUUCCUCCUUAACUUGUAUCAUUCUGCUUUUGUAGAACUACUCGCCCUGUAAAGUUGUAGCAUGCCCUAGAAUGAAUAACAUUUAAGUAUUAAACUGACUUAACUGUGCUCCAAAACUCACUUAGGUCACAAUCCAUUUUAAGAGAGUGCUGUAUGUCUAUGAGUCCUUAUGAUUCGACAGAUAAUUUAUGACAGGAAACAGGGAAAGUAUGAUUAUGGUCCUGGAAAUCUACAGUUUGACAUUAGUUACUCAUUCUUUCUCCCAACAGUCCAGCGUCUUGAAUAUUGUCCAAAUAAAAGCACAACAGCUACUACCUGCUGUACCCAGUGGAUGCAACGAGAUUCAUAGUUAGAGUUUUUGCUCAGCUGAGUGUAUUAUAAUGCUCCAAGGAAACGUCUGAGUGCUCCUCUCACUGACAUAUCGUUCCAUCAAGCCAGAUGUGUGGCGUACAUUCGUAUCUGUGCAUGUGUGUGUUCGGGAGAGACGAGAGGAAUGGAAAGCUUGUACACACACACAAGCUGAGUGUUGAGCUUUUAGAGACAACAUUGUAGCUAGUCCUGUUAACUGCUAGCUCAAAUGACAGGGGCGGUCAUUGUCUUCUAAUGUAUCCCUGUGUACUGUUUACAGUCUGUAUACAUAACAUAUGCAUAAAGUACAUCUAAUAUGGGACGCUGACAGAAUUCCCUGUUACACAGAAGAUGUGCUUCACAAAGGAUGUGUUGGCUUAUGGGAUAAGCUGUAGUGUCUGCCAAGGUCUAUAUUGCAGGAAGCAUGAAAAAAUGUCUUAGGAUGCAGUACAUCUGAUAAAGAAUGUAAAAUAAACACUGCCUACACCCAAGUUCCUAUUUUUUCUCUUUUAGUUUUUUUUUGUUUUUUUUUACAGUGGUUUGUGCUUCUCUAAACUCUCUGUUAUUGAACAUCUAUGUCACUUUAAGUUUGGCCUUGAGCCCUGUUCUUUCAGUUCUUGUUACCAAACACACAACUGAAGUGACACACUGCCGAGACAAAAUUGUUCUCCUGGAGAAUCCAACAGGAGUCUAAGAACAGAAUGUGAACUGCCGAAAACUCCUCCAACUCGUGGAUAUUUACACACAAAAACCCACACCGACCAUUUGAACUUAUAGCUUGUGUACUAAUGUGUACAUACACUGCCUGUGGAAAAUUAUUUUAAUGGACAUGCCUGAGGAUGGAAAACCUACAUGUGGCUUUGUGUAGCCUAAAGGCCACCAAGGACUAAAACCCACAGAUGAUUGCACUUGUGUAGCCAUGCUAAUUUAUCUAAUGUUUCUAGCUGCUCUAUAUGAUGUCUUUUGUCUAACAAUGCUUAAAGCUACUGCUACAGUAUGUAUAGACUCCCAUGUGUUUCAAAACUGAAAUUUAUGCUGCUAAUCUAAUCACAAUUUAUAUAUAUAUCUACUGUAUGUAUAUAUAUAUAUAUAUAUAUAUAUAUAUAUAUAUAUAUAUAUAUAUAUAUAUGAACAUAUAGUAAAUAUAUAAUACAAUUUAAGUGAAAAAUGAAAUGUGUACUACCACAAAAUAUUGCUUUUUGUUGAAUGUCAUUAAAUCAAAUGCAGUGAAUGAGGUUUGUUGAAGAUACACACAUGGGCCUUGCUUAAAUACUUUGUGUCUUACUCUGUCUACUUUCUAUACCUUGAGCCAAUUGUGUGACACUCAUAAAGACUAACUAAUCCUAUGGUUCUUCUCAAUUUUCUGUGUAGCUGCUGUCUUUCACCACUGUGUUGAAAAGCCCUUGAAACAAACUGUAUGUUGUUGCCUACAGAAGAAUUAUGUGUCGGACUGCUACCCAUGGACUUCUGAUGGACAUAAAUACGGUAGUCAGGAAAAUCUUCCAGUGUCAUUAUUUUAAAAAUAUUGUAAAACUGGAACAUGUAAUGAUCUAAAUGAUUAUGUCAGUAAAAGAAAAAAAGAAAAAAAAAACUUCUAUAUAAACACAAGUUACUGUUGUGUUUCUUUUUAUGAGUCCAAUAAUGUUACAUUUUUAACUAGAAAAUUUCAUAAAUCAUAAACUUCUAUAUGUUAUAUUUUACACACAUUUACCUGCACUCCUUAAAUUACUUGGCUUUGUUUUUGUGCUUAUUCUACUCCUUUUUUUUAUUCAAAGGUAAUAAAUUAAUAUAAAAGCAAUAUAACUUUUGAGGGGAAAAAAAUCUAUUGUCAUUUACAUUUUACUUACAGAAAAUUGUUAAUAGGCUUCUUAUUAAUCAAUUGAAAAAUAUUUUUGGCAAUAAGAAUUCGGUUUCAUAGCUGCUGACCAGAGUUUUGGAUGUUUCCUCUGUCUUAAUUUUGAUAAUAAGCCUCACAUCUUUAGUUACCUCCACAUAUUCUCUAGCACAUUCAAGUCAGGUCUGAAUAUUUAGGGGCUUACUUUGAAUUAAUCUUAACUUGGUAGAACUAGAAAUUCAGAAAAGUGUUUCAUGUAGAGCAUCAAAUGUUGUUUUUAUUGGCUGUGCUGAAGUGCUUUCCAAAGGUCCACAGUUAGCACAGACAGGACACACUAGACAUGGGAAAUUUAUGGUGGCCACGAUGUGACAUUCAGGUAGUUUUGAGACUUGGAAUCAAUCACCCAUAUUGAUUUUUAAGCUAAUUCCAGAAGCUUAUUAGCCCACUUUAUCUAUUCCCAAACUAAUAUUAAUAUGCAUGUGGGAUUGUUGUUGUGUUUGAACAGCCAUCAGAUCGUUGAUAUGUGUCUUCCUGCAAGUUGCUAAGGGACAUAUGUCCAUAAACUGCUGAAGGUGUGUUUAUGUAUUUGAGUCUUUGAUUUGGUCUGGUUGAAAGGAAAAUCCACAACAAGUUCAAACUUGGGCACCAAAACUUUCAUCUUGUUCUUAUAAUUUGUUAAAGUUGUUUAUUGUUGUUUACUGAUGCUUUUGGAAUAAUUGUUCAAAAGCAUCCUUGAAAGCUAUUUAAAGUUAAUAUGACAUUCCUGUUCAUGAAAAUGUAUGAAUAUUUCCUUAUAUCAGCUGUUUUUGAGACAUAAUCUUUGCUUGUCCUGCUCUUGCCUUUGUGUUUUUUUUUACUUGAGUUUUUCCACUUUUUGCUUUCUCUGGCACUUCAUGUCUAACAAAUUUUUCUCCCUUGUUCAUUACCCUCUAGCUCCAGCAGCUCUAAGCACUGAGGUAAUGCUCAGCGGUUGAGCUGAUUCUCCUCUCAGACAUAUAGGUGGAGUGCAGAACUCCCCCUGGACGUCUCAGUUGACUGGGUUCCGGUAUGUUAGCAGAGGAAGGCAGUCUAGUAUCUUUCAUGAUAACUAAUGGGUAUUUUUCCACUGCUUUAUUAUCCUAAUUAUGUACAUAAAAAAAUGUCUUACAUACGUUAUGAAAAACAGUAAUAUAAUGAGAUUUUUUUCCUCAUAAGGGUCUCAUUCAGUUAUCUUUUAACCAAAAUACAACAUAUAUCUAACA